CGCGGGACGUGGCGUUUUGUUCUAAGGCUGUCCGUUUCUCGGUGUGUCGAUAUUCGCCCUGAAGUCCAGAUUUAGGUCACGGCUCUGUGGUUUGUCCGGUGUUUUUAUAUGAACUACUGAGGCUCCAGAAUGGAUCCUAACACGGACUCUGGGUUGGGCUCCACAAAGUCCAGUGACAACAGUCAGAGCGGAGAAGCCUCUAAGAGCCCACAGGAGAGUCGGCGCCUCAGUAUCCAGCGCUGCAUUCAGUCUCUGGUGCAUGCCUGCCAGUGUCGCAACGCCAACUGUUCCCUGCCGUCCUGCCAGAAGAUGAAGCGGGUUGUGCAGCACACUAAAGGCUGCAAGCGCAAGACCAAUGGCGGCUGUCCCGUCUGCAAACAGCUUAUUGCUCUUUGCUGCUAUCAUGCCAAGCACUGCCAGGAGAACAAGUGCCCUGUGCCGUUCUGCCUCAACAUCAAGCACAAACUCCGUCAGCAGCAGCUGCAGCACAGGCUUCAGGAAGCUCGGAUGAUGCGGCGGCGCCUAAUGUUUCAGCGGGCCAUCGGCUCCAGACGCUCCUCGAAGCCCUACCGGGCCUGCGGUCCGCACUGAAGUCGUCUUUUUCUCCUGAGCAGCGUAGAAUCUACUGGUAGCCUUUGUAUCUCUCUGCUCCUUGCCUCUAGAUUACCAGCGCUGUAAUCUGACACCAGUGGUUUCCUUAAUUAUUUGCAAUAUUUAUGAAUUACUCUUUACUUUGACUCUGCAGGGACUGCAAACUUUAAACUCUUCCCAUUAACGCUUUCUCAAACCAUCCGCUUAUAGGAAGAACAGAAAUGCUGUUGACUAAUCCACAAUUAGGCUAAAAGCAUCAUCAGCUGUUUCACACGAUGCUAGCAUCUAAACUUGUGAGAAUAGCAGGGCGUCCAAUAAGAAGUGCCCUCAUUUGAAUAUGCCUCAGGGACUCAUAGGACAGGAUGAGUAAAGGGACUCAGUAUUGGUAGAUGCAUGAUGGCAAACCAGAUAUUCUAACACAGCACACUGAGGACUUUUAGGAUAAAAUAGUUGCUAACACUGUGGUCCCAUACUUGGGCAGAAAUGCCAGUAAUGCUAUCACCAUAGCAACCUUUGCAUGGCUUCAGCGGAAGUUUAUCACCACCAACAUACUGCUGUUGUUGCGAGAAAACCUUGUAUCUCUAUUUUUGUCAGUUUUCAGUUUUUGACAUAGUUUGGACUAAAAGAAACGGCCCAAAAUGACUUGGAAAAAACUCUGGUUCCAUUGACUUACAUGAAAAGUAAAGUAGGUUUUUUCCUUCUCCUGUAAAGUUACAGUUUUGGAGAUACAAGGUUUUCCGACAACAGCGAUAUAUACACACAGCAUGAGAGUUAGGCUUUCAGGCCAUUAAUCUGGUCAAAAAAUCCUACAAUUGUCUGCAGUAAUGCUAAUUUCUGAUAGCACCCCUAUGGGAUUUCUAAUAGAAUGUUAGCACUAAGCAUUUUAGGUUAAACACAGACAUUAACAUAUACUUAUUUGUCCAGUGACUCUCAGUGAACCAAGAAGCGGCCAUGUUUUGCUUUUCUUACAACUGAAAGCAUAUUAGCUCAUAUACACAGUGACGUACCUAGAACCUCCGGAAGGUCUAGAUCAGGGGUGUCAAACUCAACCACUGAAUUUAAUUUUUACUUAACAUUGUGCCGUGACCCAAACGGGCCAUUGUUUAUCCAAAAUAAGCCAAAACUGCAACUAAAAGAUAGGCACUGAAUACUUAUUCAAAAAUAAAAAUAAACUGUUUUAGGCAGGUUUUAAAACUGCCUGUUUGCUUGAACUAGACAUCAGGCAUAUUUUCUUUUUGUGUAACUGCUGACCCUUAGAUUGUUGUUGGGGGAAGGGGGUCAGAACACACACUAUGUUGCAGUGCAUACUGGGGACUGUAGUGCAUCUCAGGGUGAAACAGGCUGAUAAGAAUGGAGAAUUGAAAUAAUUUUGCGGGCCAAACAGGACUGUGUCACGGGCCUGACUUGGCUCACGGGCCUGACUUGGCCCACGGGCCUUGUGUUUGACGCAUGGAGUGACGUUUUUCUCACAAAGUCAGUGCCACAAUUUGUAAAUCAAAACAUGAUUAGUUAAUUCUGCUUUCCCUUCCUAAUUUUGUGGGUGGUUAAUAUAACAUGCAAGGCCUUCAGUCCAGCUUCUGAAGUCCUGACCAGUGGGAGAGCUCGCUUAGCUGUGUCUGCCUAGAUACCAAAGAGGAAAAAACUCCUGAUUGGACAAGUGUCCAUUUCAAGAUUUAGGUUUGGUUUCCAACCAAAACUUAAAAAUGAAAUAAAGGCAUUACUUUAAUACUUAGUUUAAAUACAACAAGCAUGAUGAUUAUUUUAAGUAAAAUGAACUGAAAAUAACAGACAUGCUUUCUUUUGUAACAAAGAGAUAUUUUUUUAAGUUUUAAACUAUUUGGGCCAGCUUCUGCGCCAGAAUGUAACUGCUGCACCAUUUAAGGUGGAACGGGAAAAUUCGAACAAGAAUCCGGCGAAUAUCUGACUUCAGCUUCAUAUCACUGAAGAAUUAGGGGUGGGUGAUAAUAAAUAAUCACCCCCUUCUUUGAAGGCAUAUGAUGCCCUAAAUGUAACUAAAGCCCAGCAGUGAGGAGCUGAACUUUACCCUACCUUACUUUAGAAAUGGGAUUGGGCCUUAGUCUGUAUUUGUUAUAUAUCUAAUGGUACUGUAUUUUUGGAACCUUGUGAAUUUGAUUUCUUGGUUGAGCAUUAUAAUAUAAAACUAUGAAUUAUGUUAUGUCAUGUUAUGUACACAUACAGGGUUCUACAGUAAACAGAAUGGUUCUUUUUCAUGCUUAAACAGUUCUUUGCAUGGUGAAAUGCUUCUUCAGACUGAUGGAGAACAUGUUUAUGGUUCUAUAUCGCUAUAUUCUAUAAACGCUUUAUCUCCAUUUUUGUCAUUUUUCAGUUUUUGACAUAAUUUGAAAAUAACUGUUGUUCUUUACAUUGUAUGUAAAUGUAAAGAACAAUGGACCAAA
Molecule: messenger RNA, 3008 nt
Organism: Colossoma macropomum (tambaqui)
Lineage: Eukaryota; Metazoa; Chordata; Actinopteri; Characiformes; Serrasalmidae
Product: histone lysine acetyltransferase CREBBP-like
Exons: 2
Coding region: 130-591 (153 amino acids)
Biological process (GO): positive regulation of transcription by RNA polymerase II
Cellular component (GO): transcription regulator complex; histone acetyltransferase complex
Molecular function (GO): transcription coactivator activity; histone acetyltransferase activity; chromatin DNA binding
Source: RefSeq, a predicted model, not a curated record